Molecule: messenger RNA, 1446 nt
Organism: Aspergillus bombycis
Lineage: Eukaryota; Fungi; Ascomycota; Eurotiomycetes; Eurotiales; Aspergillaceae
Exons: 6
Coding region: 1-1446 (481 amino acids)
Molecular function (GO): oxidoreductase activity, acting on paired donors, with incorporation or reduction of molecular oxygen; monooxygenase activity; iron ion binding
Source: RefSeq, a predicted model, not a curated record
AUGGAGAAUUGCAUCUCACCCUCGACAACAAGCCCGGCCCUCGCGGUGUCUAUCAUUCUAUCUGGUGCAAUUGCGACAUGGACUCUGUACUGCCUCUUAUUCUCGCCUUUACGGGCCUUUCCCGGUCCUCUGCUAGCUAGAGUUUCUCCUCUGUGGAUAAUCCUGCAAUGCAGACGGGGUCGGAGGUCGCAGGCUGUCUCCGACUUACAUGAGCAAUACGGAGACUUUCCACCAGUCAGGGUUCUUGAAGGGACCAUUUUAUCAAGAUAUGCUUUGCUCCGUCGGCCGCAACUGCCAUACCAAGCUGACAUUGAGAGCGUUCUACCCUUCCAUCAGGUCGAGCCAGUGCUGUUCAAUACUAGGAACCCCCAAGUCCAUCAGCGCAAGAAGAAGAUUGUCAGCCCUGCGUUCUCGGCAAAACGCUUGCAGGACUUUGAGCCAUACAUGAUGAAGAACAUGCAGAAACUCAUAAAGUCUAUUGAUCAGCGACUGCAGACAUCUGAGAGGAUCACCCUGGAUUUUAACGUAUAUGCAAAUUUCCUUGCUUUCGACGUCAUUGGUAUGCCCCCUGUUCCCUUUCCUUUAGUCAACACCUCGCUCAUCGGCCCAGGUGACUUCGCGUUUGGUGAAUCGUUCAGUUUCCUCGAUCGUGGGGAGGACUACUUGAACCUCAUAGAGGCAGUUGAUGCACGCGGUGAAGUCCUCAAUGCCCUCGGCCACAUUCCCCAAUCCCUGAGAUCCUUGGUCAAACGACUACCUCUAGACACCUUCUGGUCGCAGGGACUACGCGGCACACGAGCUCUCGCCGCAAUUGGAACAAAGGCCUACUUCAACCGACGCAACCAAGUCAAGUCCCGAAAAGACCUGCUCAGCUUUCUCUUCAAAGCCAACGAUCCCGAAACAGGCGAGGCCCUCGGCGAGAAAGAGAUCAUCGCCGAGUCGAUUUCAUUCAUUGUCGGAGGCAGCGACACAACCAGUACAAGCAUGGUAAAUGUCGUCGAUAUCGUGUCACGCUCUGAGCUGACCCAGCGGCACCUCCAAGAGGAGCUGGAUGGCGCUUUCCCCGGCGAGAUGUCAGAGGACUGGGUGGCGGAUUUUCGGACCGUCGAGAGCCUUCCUGUUCUGAAUGCCAUUGUCCGGGAGACUAUGCGGUUUCGGCCGACGAGUGCCACUGGCCUCGAGCGGGUUACACCUAAGGGUGGGAAGCGCUGGCUUGACGAGGGCGCCUCGACGCUAUUGGAGUCCUUCGUCCCGUUCUCCAUUGGGCCCCGUGCAUGUAUCGGUCGAAACUUCGCAUGGAUGGAGAUACUCAAAACCCUGGCAACGCUGUUCAAGCUCUACCAGCUGGAGCGUAUAUCUGUUGGUGACACUAUGCUCCGAGAGGGGUUCUUCGUGAAGACUAGGGAGUGCGAGGUUGUACUUAGAAGAAGAGUGUCUAGAGCGUAG